This is a messenger RNA of Ailuropoda melanoleuca (giant panda), 7296 nucleotides long. RefSeq names its product ATP binding cassette subfamily A member 3 (gene ABCA3). The coding region runs from base 1405 to 6519 and encodes 1704 amino acids. The record is from RefSeq and is a predicted model, not a curated record. Gene Ontology annotation, molecular function: ATP binding; lipid carrier activity; ATP hydrolysis activity. Gene Ontology annotation, cellular component: intracellular membrane-bounded organelle; membrane. The transcript has 32 exons. Lineage: Eukaryota; Metazoa; Chordata; Mammalia; Carnivora; Ursidae. Gene Ontology annotation, biological process: lipid transport; transmembrane transport.
CUCACCUAAAAAGCAAACACCAAAACACUCAACACUUUGUGUAACGUUUAAUAUUUUAACAGUAAGCAAACAAGCCUUUUAGUAGAAGAAAAAAAAAACAAACCUCUCCCUUCGCUUCCUGGCUCUGUCCCUGGAGGAGUGAAGUGAGCCCUGGAGGGGAAGCUCUCAGCCGCUCUUGUGGGGCGGAGGCGGCUCUGCAAGUGGCCCCCACUUGAGUGUUUGCCUUAGAGUAGAAGGCACGGGGCUGACUCUGCCUCUUCUGGGGACGCUGUGCCUCAGUGUCGAGUGUUUUGAGGAACUUUUAACUUCCUUUCCUCGUGUACAUUUGCUUUCAUAACCAGAAAAGUUGUCCAGAUUUUGUAAUUCUGGGAAUCUCCUUUAAAUUCCUUUCUGCUCAAACAGAACAGACGCAAGUGAGGCGUUCGAUGGGACUUGGGACGCAGCCGGGCACGCACGAGACAGCCCGCCGGGUGCUAGAGGGAGACUGAUAAAUACCUCCAGAGGUGGAGGGGCUCAGGGAAUACUUUCUCUUUCUGAUUUCUAACGUUACGUUGUGGGAGCAAUAUAUACCAUUUUAUGAAGAUUUUACUAGUGUUAGGACAACACAGGGUUAGAAACGCGUCCUGGCUCGCGGCUUUCUUGCCAUGUGAGCCAGGCUGGGUCCUUCCUCCUCCUUUCUUCAUCUGUGGAAGAGUGGUGAUGGCAGAAGCCAGGGCUGGGUGAGCGUGUCUAACGUGAAAGCUCCUCAUAUUUCCACGUAUCAGGAGGGAACAAAGACCCACCCUGCAGUCUCUGUUUCCCUGCAUCCAUAUUUCUUUGUUACCAGAUCUGCUCUGUUUUAAGUAACACACUUGCAAGCUGUUUUGCCCAACUGUUCACUUUCUAACUCGGUGAGAGGUGCUUUUUGAUUAUUUUCCAAAUUAUGCUCUAGUGCCCUCCCUUUGCCCAGAGAUGCUGGGAGAGUCAUGCCAGCGAGUCCCGAGCCCCUCCUGAUGUCCCGUGAGGCGUCCGUCACCCCGCUGCACUUGAGAGGCCCGCAGGCCCCACCCCAGAGCCCUGGUCACAGAGCCUCCUCCUCCCGGCCAGUUCUGCCAUAGCCCCAGAGGGAGACCGCAGCCAGGAGCCUCUCCUGGGACCCAGGACCGUGAGCACCAGGGGCCUCUCCCACCCCCUGCGUCCUCGCCACCGCAGAGCUCUCAGGGCUCCCUCCACCCCUGCUGCCCACGUGCCCACCCUGGGUGGGCGCAGCCCAGUCCGCCCCCCGCCUUCGUGCCCGCAGCCUCCAGAACGCGGUGCUACCGUGUCCUGGGCACCGUGGGGUCCGCCUGAGCUCAUUCAGACCACCACCUUCUGCAGGAGGUGCACCGUGGCAGCCGCACUCCCGGCCUUCUGAUCAGCCCGAAGAUGGCCGUGCUCAGGCAGCUGGCCCUCCUACUCUGGAAGAACUAUACCGUGCAGAAGCGCAAAGUCCUGGUGACCGUCCUGGAGCUCUUCCUGCCCCUGCUGUUUUCUGGGAUCCUGAUCUGGCUCCGCUUGAAGAUCCAGUCGGAAAACGUGCCCAAUGCCACCAUCUACCCCGGCCAGUCCAUCCAGGAGCUGCCCCUUUUCUUCAGCUUUCCCCCUCCGGGUGACACCUGGGAGCUUGCCUACAUCCCGUCCCAGAGCGACGCCGUCAGGACCGUCACGGAGAUGGCGCGGAGGACACUGGUCAUCAACAUGAGAGCUCGCGGCUUUCCCUCGGAGAAGGACUUUGAGGACUACAUCCGGUACGACAACCGCUCCUCCAACGUGCUGGCCGCUGUGGUGUUCGAGCACACCUUCAACCACAGCGGGGAGCCCCUGCCGCUGGCGGUGAAAUACCACUUACGGUUCAGCUACACACGAAGAAACUACAUGUGGACCCAAACUGGCUCUUUUUUCCUGAAAGAGACGGAGGGAUGGCACACCACUUCCCUCUUCCCACUUUUCCCAAACCCAGGGCCACGGGAGCCCGCGUCCCCCGACGGCGGAGAACCUGGGUACAUCCGUGAAGGCUUCCUGGCCGUGCAGCACGCGGUGGACAGGGCCAUCAUGCAGUACCACGCCAAUGCCUCCACGCGCCGGCUGUUCGAGAAGCUCACGGUGACCGCGAAGAGGUUCCCUUACCCACCGUUUAUCUCGGAUCCCUUCCUGGUCGCCGUCCAGUACCAAGUCCCCCUGCUGCUUGUGCUGAGCUUCACCCACAGCUCGCUCACCAUCAUCCGGGCCGUCGUGCAGGAGAAGGAGAGGAAGCUGAAGGAGUACAUGCGCAUGAUGGGGCUCAGCAGCUGGCUGCAUUGGAGCGCCUGGUUCCUCCUGUUCUUCCUGCUCCUGCUCGCGGCCGUCUCCCUCGUGACCCUGCUCCUCUGCGUCACGGUGAAGAAGGACGUGGCGGUGCUCACUCACAGCGACCCCUCGCUGGUGCUGGUCUUCCUGCUGUGCUUCGCCAUCUCCUCCGUCUCCUUCAGUUUCAUGGUCAGCGCCUUCUUCAGCAAAGCCAACAUGGCGGCCGCCGUAGGCGGCUUCCUGUUCUUCUUCACCUACACCCCGUACUUCUUCGUUGCCCCCCGGUACAACCGGCUGACUCUCCGCCAGAAGCUGCUCUCCUGUCUCCUGUCCAAUGUUGCCAUGGCGAUGGGAGCCCAGCUCAUAGGAAAAUUUGAAGCGAAAGGUGUGGGCGUCCAGUGGCGAGACCUCCUGAGUCCUGUCAAUGUGGACGACGACUUCUCCUUCGGGCAAGUGCUGGGCAUGCUGCUGCUGGACUCCAUCCUCUAUGGCCUGGUGACCUGGUACGUGGAGGCCGUGCUCCCAGGGCAGUUUGGCGUACCCCAGCCCUGGUACUUCUUCAUCAUGCCCUCAUACUGGUGCGGGCACCCGCGGACGGUCUUAGGAAAAGAAGAGGAAGACGAUGACCCAGAGAAAGCGCUCAGAACGGAGUACUUUGAGGCUGAGCCAGAGGACCUGGUGGCCGGGAUCAAGAUCAAGCAUGUGACCAAGGUGUUCAGAGUGGGGAACAAGGGCAAGGCGGCCGUCAGAGACUUGAACCUAAACCUGUAUGAGGGGCAGAUCACGGUGCUGCUAGGCCACAACGGCGCGGGGAAGACCACCACCCUCUCCAUGCUCACGGGUCUCUUUCCCCCAACCAGCGGACGGGCGUAUAUCAACGGGUAUGAGAUUUCACAAGACAUGGUUCAGAUCCGCAAGAGCCUGGGCCUGUGCCCUCAGCACGAUGUGCUGUUCGACAACCUGACCGUAGCAGAGCACUUGUAUUUCUACGCACAGCUGAAGGGCUUGUCCCGCCAGAAGUGCCCCGAGGAAGUCCAGCGGAUGCUGCACGUCCUCAGUCUGGAGGACAAGCAGGACUCGCUGAGCCGUUUCCUGAGCGGCGGCAUGAAGCGUAAGCUCUCCAUCGGCAUCGCCCUCAUAGCGGGCUCCAAGGUGCUGAUGCUGGACGAGCCCACCUCGGGCAUGGACGCCAUCUCCAGGAGGGCCAUCUGGGACCUCCUGCAGCAGCACAAAAGCGACCGCACCGUGCUGCUGACCACGCACUUCAUGGACGAGGCUGACCUGCUGGGGGACCGCGUGGCCAUCAUGGCCAAGGGGGAGCUGCAGUGCUGCGGGUCCUCGCUGUUCCUCAAGCAGAAGUAUGGUGCGGGCUACCACAUGACGCUGGUGAAGGAGCCUCACUGCAACCCCGAGGCCAUCUCCCGGCUGGUGCAGCACCAUGUUCCCAGUGCCACGCUGGAGAGCAGAGCUGGCGCAGAGCUGUCCUUCAUCCUCCCCAAGGAGAGCACGCACAGGUUCGAAAGUCUGUUCACUAAGCUGGAGAAGCAGCAGCAGGAGCUGGGGAUCGCCAGCUUCGGGGCCUCGGUCACCACCAUGGAGGAGGUCUUCCUCCGGGUCGGCAAGCUGGUGGACGCCAGCUUGGACAUCCAGGCUGUCCAGCUGCCUGCCCUACAGUACCAGCACGAGAGGCGGGCAAGCGACUGGGCCGUGGACAGCCACCUGUGCGGGGCCAUGGACCCAACCAAUGGCGUGGGCUCCCUGAUCGAGGACGAGUGCACCCCCGCCAAGCUCAACACUGGGCUCGCCCUCCACUGCCAGCAGUUCUCGGCCAUGUUCCUGAAGAAGGCCGUGUACAGCGUGCGUGAGUGGAAGAUGGUGGUGGCCCAGGUCCUGGUCCCACUGACAUGCGUCACCCUGGCGCUCCUGGCCGUCAACUACUCCUCUGAGACCUUCGACGACCCCAAGCUGGAGCUGACCCUGGGCGCGUACGGCAGAACCGUCGUGCCUUUCGCCGUUCCCGGGGCCUCCCGGCUGGAUCAGCAGCUGUCAGAGCAUCUGAAAGACAUGCUGCAGGCUGAGGGCCAGGAGCCGCGGGAGGUGCUGGGUGAUCUGGAGGAGUUCCUGAUUUUCAGGGCCUCUGUGGAGGGAGGCGGCUUUAACGAGCGGUGCUUGGUGGCCGUGUCCUUCAGAGACGUCGGUGAGCGGACAGUGGUCACUGCCCUGUUCAACAACCAAGCAUACCACUCCCCAGCCACUGCGCUGGCCGUUGUGGACAACCUUCUGUUCAAGCAGCUGUGUGGCCCCCGGGCCUCCAUCGUGGUCUCCAACUACCCCCAGCCCCGGAGCGCCCUGCAGGCUGCCAAGGACCAGUUCAAUGAGGGCCGGAAGGGAUUCGACAUCGCCCUCAACUUGCUGUUUGCCAUGGCGUUCCUGGCCAGCACGUUCUCCAUCCUGGCGGUCAGCGAGAGGGCCGUCCAGGCCAAGCACGUCCAGUUUGUGAGCGGGGUCCACGUGGCUACUUUCUGGCUGUCCGCACUGCUGUGGGACCUCCUGUCCUUCCUCGUCCCCAGUCUGCUGCUGCUGGCGGUGUUCAAAGCCUUUGACGUGCACGCCUUCACGCGAGACGGCCACAUGGCGGACGCCCUGCUGCUGCUCAUGCUGUACGGCUGGGCCAUCAUCCCCCUCAUGUACCUGAUGAACUUCCUCUUCUCGGGAGCGGCCACUGCCUACACGCGGCUGACCGUAUUCAACAUCCUGUCGGGCAUAGCCACCUUCCUCGUGGUCACCAUCAUGCGCAUCCCAGCGGUGAAGUUAGAAGAGCUCUCCCGGACCCUGGACCACGUGUUCCUGGUGCUUCCCAACCAUUGCCUGGGGAUGGCGGUCAGCAGCUUCCACGAAAACUUCGAGAUGAGGAAGUACUGCACGUCCUCCGAGGUCGCAGCCCACUACUGCAGGAAAUACAACAUCCGGUACCAGCAGAACUUCUAUGCGUGGAGCACCCCCGGGGUCGGCAGGUUCGUGACCUCCAUGGCAGCCUCUGGAUUUGCCUACCUCAGUCUGCUGUUCCUCAUCGAGACCGACACGCUGUGGAGGCUGAAGACCUGCAUCUGUGCCUUCCGGAGGAAGCGGGCGCUGACAGAAGUAUACACUCGGUCGUCAGCACCUCCAGAGGACCAGGACGUGGUGGAUGAAAGGAGCCGGGUCCUCGCCCCCAGCACAGACUCCUUACUGGACACACCUUUGGUUAUCAAGGAGCUCUCCAAGGUUUACGAGCAGCGGACACCCCUGCUUGCCGUGGACAAGAUCUCCCUCGCGGUCCAGAAAGGGGAGUGUUUCGGGUUGCUGGGUUUCAAUGGAGCCGGGAAAACCACGACUUUCAAAAUGCUGACGGGGGAGGAGACCAUCACGUCUGGGGACGCCUUUGUCGGGGGCUACAGCAUCAGCUCUGAAAUCGGGAAGGUGCGACAGCGGAUUGGCUACUGCCCCCAGUUUGACGCCCUGCUGGACCACAUGACGGGCCGGGAGACGCUGGUCAUGUAUGCUCGGCUUCGGGGCAUCCCCGAGCGUCACAUCGGCGCUUGCGUGGAGAACACGCUCCGGGGCCUGCUUCUGGAGCCUCACGCCAACAAGCUGGUCAGGACCUACAGUGGCGGCAACAAGCGGAAGCUGAGUACAGGCAUCGCCCUGCUUGGAGAGCCCUCGGUCAUCUUCCUGGACGAGCCAUCCACGGGCAUGGACCCCGUGGCCCGGCGCCUGCUCUGGGACACUGUGGCUCGGGCCCGUGAGUCUGGCAAGGCCAUCGUCAUCACCUCCCACAGCAUGGAGGAGUGCGAGGCCUUGUGCACCCGGCUGGCCAUCAUGGUGCAGGGUCAGUUCAAGUGCCUGGGCAGCCCACAGCACCUCAAGAGCAAGUUUGGCAGCGGCUACUCCCUGCGGGCCAAGGUCCGGAGCGACGGGCAGCAGGAGGCGCUGGAGGAGUUCAAGGCGUUUGUGAACCUGACCUUCCCAGGCAGCGUCCUGGAAGAUGAGCACCAAGGGAUGGUCCAUUACCACCUGCCCGGGGAUGACCUCAGCUGGGCCAAGGUGUUUGGUGUUCUGGAGAAGGCCAAGGAGAAGUACGCCGUGGACGACUACUCCGUGAGCCAGAUCUCGCUGGAGCAGGUCUUCCUGAGCUUUGCCCACCUGCAGCCGCCCGCUGAGGACGAGGGGCCAUGAGGAGCCGGCAAGUGUGGGGCAAGUGGCCACACAGGCAGGCGUCCUCUCCCUCCAAGUUCAUCUUAUCCUGCACCUUUCUUUCCAAUCACUGUUUUCUAUAAUGGACGUGAGAAUCAAGGCACAGUAGGGACCAGGGUGUUGGAGCCCUCACGCUGGGAAUCAGCAUGCGAACAUCCGUGUCCGAGGCAGUCGCCAAGGCCCCUCUCUGGAACUCGGGACCUGGCAAGAGCAGCCCAGCAGUCUGUGCGGGCAAGCCUCAGGGUCUCUGGGCAGAGAACCACUCGGGAAGGGGCUGCAGCUGACCUGGGGGUCACAUUUCCCGAAGUGCUCACGAGGUGAGCACCGGUGGCACCCCCACAUCUGCACAUGGCACAGAGCCUCCCUGGGGGCGAAACGGGGAGCCAGCAGGACAGUGGGCAGCAGGGCUCACCGGGUUGCCCCAAACAGACAGAACGUCGCCUGUGGCCGUCCACAAGGGAGGUGCUAGCUACGGCUCGGCUCUCGGCUUCCAAGGGGGCCUGGGAGUCACUGCUCCACAGAGUGUCCAUUCAAUGCCGGGCAGGGCUGACCCUGCGCCCAGCGCCAUCACACCAGCGUCUUCCAGGGUUGGCGGGCGCGGGGAGAGAAGGCAGUCCUUCGUGCCCAAGACUGGCUUCUGGAGAAGCCCCCAGUGGGAGGCCAGUUGGGGACCACUGCGGGACCGAGGGACCAUCUAUGGAGGACACACCUGACACGUGGUGACUCUGUCCAGAAAAUAAAGUCCGGGAGGGAACAUGA